ACGCUCAUUAAUUAUGCUGCCGUACAAGCAACUAAAAUUAAUUUGGACAAAUUUAUACUGAAAUUAGAAAACGCCUCUUAAUAUUAAAACACCUUAAAACAACUGUACUUUAAUUAAAAACAAAUAAAUUGUAAAUAAAUUCCUCUGCCGCAACAAUUAAUAAAUAAAAGUGUGUCUUUUACACCUACAACCUGCCUAAAUGAUUGGCACCGAUGAAAUGUCAUCCACUGGCAUGGAUAUUAGUGAAUCCUUUCGUCCGGAGGAUAUAUCGAAAACAGAUUUUUUCGAUUUUGUCACAGCACCCGAUAUGGGUAUUGGCCUAGGCGUCAAUGUUAAUUUACAUCAUAGUCAUCAUAAUCAUCAACAGCAGCAGCAGCAGCAACAUCAUCAUCACCAUCAUCAUACGCCACAGCAGCAACAAACACAACAUCAACAGCAGCCACAACCUCCGCUCUCAAUGACACAACAACAACAACAGCAACAUCAUCACAGUAAUAAUACACAUCCUCAUCAUGCGUCUCAACACCAACAUCAACAACAACACACUUCUAGCACGGAACGAACAAUGACACAUGAUGGUGGUGGCGGUGGUGGUAAUGGUGGCAAUGUUAGUAUAGGUACUAGAGGUGGUGACAGUCAUAAUGAUGCUAGUGGUUUAAGUGAUGGUAGUUCUGCGAGUACAACAGAUCCAACAUUACAUGGUUAUGAGUUUUGGUCUACAGACAAGGAGCACACUUCUACCAUCUUUGAAGAUUUAGAUCGUUACUGCUGGCAGCAACAAUCAAACAACACUGCCUCUACCAAUAAUUCCUCAGCCUCUGUAAUGCAUCAUUCAUCACCUGCCCCGACAUUGAAUCCCCUACACACGAGUUCGGUGAAUCCUACGUCACCGCAUAAUCAUCAUUCGCCCGCAACACCUGUAACCACACCCACUUCGUUGACCUCAACACCUGUGCCACAAACACAACUGAAUAGUGAUGGUACCAUUUCGAAUAUCAUCUCUACCGAUGGCCAAAUUUAUACACUGACAGUAUUAAACGGUAAUGAACCAUGGUUAAAACGAGAUUCGGAUGCUCACCUUAAUAGCACCUUAGAUUUAGACAGUCUAUUGGGUACAUUUCCGGGUUAUAUUAAAUCAGAAUAUCCUUAUGAUGAUAGUGGUUUUAGUACGGACGGUUGUAAGGAUGUGAAUAGUGAUGCCACAAAUGUUAUGAAUAGUAGUAGUGGUGGUGGCAAUGCCCCUGGUCUUGUCAAUAACCAACGUUUACCUUCUUUACUUAACACUAUUUCGGUGACGAGUAGUGGGACGGGAGCUGGUAGCGGAAAUGUCUCAAAUGCAAAUGAUAGUGUUUCAACAGCUUUAAGUAUUGGCCAACAAUUGGAUCAGUUUCAUAAUAACAAUAAUGAUUGGCAUAUGACGGAUAAUAAUAAUGAGCAGAACUCAGCUGAAUCACUAUUACGUAGUGCUCUACAAGGUAAAGGCUAUGCGAAAGGUUUACACAUGCACAAUGGUAUUACGUUAAUGUCAACAUCACCCACAGUCAAAGAUGAUGAAAUGAGGAGAAUAUUGUUUCCAGUUGAUACGGACGGCUUAAAUUUCUCCGAUACUUCACUAAGUGCUGCACAAAUUUUCGAUGAUACUCAAACAGCCAACGGCCAUAACCCCCAUAUGGUUGUGCCACAUUCACCCGUCACAAAUGGUCCUCUAACGCCAGUCACAAAUAAUCCAAAUAACAACAGUAAUAACAAUGCCAGUAAUCAAGCCAGCAGCCUUAUAGUUGAUGACAUGUUCCUAACAUUAGAAAAUGCCUUUAGUGAUGAUUUUGAGAAAAUCAAACAGUUUUGUACAGCAGGAUCUAAUACAAACGACUAUGGCGCAAAUGAUGUGAUGAUGCAAAUUUCACCAAAUGGCAAUGCGACAACACAGUCCACAAAUGCCAACACGGGCAGUAUACAAGCGGUGACAACUGCACAUCAGCCAAUGCUGACAAGUCUACAUUCGUCCGCAAUAGCCACAACACCAAAUAAUGCCGGUAGACUAUCGACUCCAGUAGGCGGUAUGGCAACAACAAUACCAACACAACAGCAGCAGCAACAACCACCACCUCAGCCAUUAAAACCGGAAGUGACUACUUCAACACAGCGCAUUGUCUCCACAGCGAAAGUAACGAAAAAAUACAAACGUUCAUUAUCAACAGCUCAUCAUAAUAGCAACAACAACAACAAUCCAAAUGUCAUUAAUCAUAAUAACAACACAUCGAAUAACAACAAAGGAUCCUCAAACAAUAUGACACUAACAAAUGGUCAAAAUCGUAAUGGCAAUAAUUCAAGUGGUAGCAGCACCAACAGCAGUAACAGUCCCACCCAUUGUAAUGGCUUGGUGGCUGGUGGUGGGGUCAUGGGUGGUAACACCACUGCCACCAGCGCAACUAACAACUCUUCCACCACUUCCUCCUCAUCUUCGUCAUCUGCUGCGACACCAGGACAACGUAAGGAGCGCUCUCUACACUAUUGUUCCAUAUGUUCAAAAGGUUUCAAGGACAAAUAUUCCGUUAAUGUACACAUACGAACUCAUACCGGUGAGAAACCUUUCGCCUGCACUUUGUGUGGUAAAAGUUUUCGUCAAAAGGCUCACUUGGCCAAACACUACCAGACCCAUAUGGCCCAGAAAAAUAAUGGCAGUUUGGUAAAGGGUAGUUCGAGCAAACAUCACCGUACCUCCAGCACACAAAAUUUAAAUACAUCCGCCCUUGCGUCACACAAUCAUCCAAGAUCUUUAAGUUUAGCAAGCGCACCAAACACACCCUCAUCGAUGGGCGGCUCUAGUGUGGGUGGUUUAGUCAGUGGCAUUCUGUCGUCAAGUGGUUUACCACCAUUGGGUGUUACCGUCUCAGCGUCAUCGGCUCCUACAACGCCCACAACAAUACUGCCGCCAGCUAAUGGUUUGCUGGCUAACAGGUAGAAUUUAUUAGUGUUUAUUUCUGUUUUCCUAAACAGUUUUUAGAGUAAAAUAUUAGUAUUAAUAACUUUUCACUUCGAGUUUAUUUAACUUUAUUUUACAUUUAACUAUCUUUUUGUUCCUAAUUUUUUAUGUUUAAUUUUUAUUUCGAAAUGCUAUUUACACUCAAAGAAUUUAUUUUUAUUUUACUUUUACUUAAAAAAAUACUCACACUCACCAUAAUAACGAAGGAAAGAUCAAAACUGUCCAUAGUUUUUUAACGAAUUUAUUUUAACUAUUUUAGGUAAAUUAUUUAUUUUUUGUUUAAUUAUUAUUUUGUUUGUGUGUUUGUUUGUUUUUUUUAACUAUUUAAACUCGUUUUAUUCCUAGCUGUAAUUUGAAAGGUUUAAAGAGGAGAGUUUGGUGUUGACGAUCAAAUGAAAGUUAAAAGUUUAUUUAUUGGUGGAAAGAUUUGAAAUUAUUUUAAAACACUUAAAAUAUUUAAUAAAAACUUUUCGAAUUUAGUUUAACUAUUAUGUAUUAUCGAUUGACG
Molecule: messenger RNA, 3491 nt
Organism: Lucilia sericata (common green bottle fly)
Lineage: Eukaryota; Metazoa; Arthropoda; Insecta; Diptera; Calliphoridae
Product: hybrid signal transduction histidine kinase A
Exons: 5
Coding region: 200-2962 (920 amino acids)
Biological process (GO): regulation of transcription by RNA polymerase II
Molecular function (GO): RNA polymerase II cis-regulatory region sequence-specific DNA binding; DNA-binding transcription factor activity
Source: RefSeq, a predicted model, not a curated record